UUCGCAAAGAAUUUUCGGUUUUAUUUUUUGGUGCAAAUAAAAAUAACAGGCAUUGAAGAAACAAACCCAAUUAUAAUUCUACAUUUUUGUUAAAUAAAAAAAUGCGAUGUAUUAAUUUUUCAAAUAUAGCAUUGUUCAUAUAAUAAAAAGUCAACGAAACUUCUAAAUAAGGUUUAUUCAUUCUGGCAUAAGAAUGUCUGAUAAACAGUUGAAGUUGGGGCAGAGGGUGGCCGUGGUUGGCAAAAAUGUUAAAGGCACAGUCGCCUACAUGGGUCAUCCAACUUUCGCGUCCGGUAAAUGGAUAGGAAUUAUUCUGGACGAACCUAAAGGCAAGAAUAAUGGGACUGUUCGUGGCCACGCUUAUUUUCAGUGCCAAGAGAACUACGGUAUGUUUGUGCGGCAAACGCAGCUCCAACUGCUCGACGGUGACGACAAUCCGAUGGAGACGUCCAUGACGACGUCCAGUGAGGACAUCAAGACGUCGCUACCUAACCGACGGCUGAGCAGUAUAACAGUCGCGCAGAGGUCUAGACCGACUACGGUGCGUCGAAAAGCGUCGCCGGCGCAGUCGAAAACGGGAACCUUGUCUAUGUCCAGUUCCAGGACAUCGCUGGCGAGCAGUCGGCAAUCGUUGACGUCGUUCGUCUCGCCGACCACUGAGCGGGCGACGUCACCGGACCUGACUAGCAAGAGGGCUUCGUUCGUUGAGACCGGAUUCGUAGAAACACUUACGCCGCAGUUCACGCCGGGUCAGAGCAUCACGUCGCCGCAGACGAACACCACGGCAGCUGAGGAGAAGCUGGCCAAUUUGCAGGCGCAGCAGGAGAUAACCAACCUCAAAUCCGAAGUCGAAGAUCUCAAGGAGAAACUGGAAACGCUGAAGGUCCGUCGUUCGGAAGACCGCGAGAAGCUGCGCGAACUGGAGCGAGUCAGGUUACAGCUGGAACAAGCCAAUGAGUUCAAGACGAAGAUUAUGGAGUCGCAAGCGCAGCUGCAGAGGGACUUGCAGAGGGCGAAACAAGAGAUCCGUGAACUACAAGAGGCGCUAGAACAGCACAACGAUGAAACCGCCGAACUACAAGAAGCAGCCGAAAUGGCGGCGCUCGAUAAAGAAAUGGCCGAAGAAAGAGCUGAAGCACUACAAAUGGAGUUGGAACAGUGCAGGGAGAAGCUGGAAGAAGCAACCCUGGAUCUGCAGCUGAUGAGGGCCGAGAUGGAGGCUGGUGGCAAUAUACAGCACCCGUACGCAGCGGGCGACGGCGCGACCGGCUACGAGGUGCGCCAGCUGCAGCAGCAGAACGUGCGCAUGCGCGAGACCUUAGUGCGGCUCCGGGACCUGUCCGCGCACGACAAGCACGCCAUGCAGAAGAUGCAGAAGGAUCUAGACCAGUACAAAUCUGAAAUAGCUGAACUGAGCAGGACGAAAGAGAAGCUAUCAGCCAGGGUGGAGGAACUUGAGGCCCAAGUGGCUGACCUUCGGGAGCAAGUGGACGCAGCCUUGGGGGCUGAGGAGAUGGUGGAACAGCUUGCUGAGAAGAAGAUGGCGCUGGAGGACCAGGUGGAACAAUUAAAACAAGACGUGCAAGAAUUGGAAGCACUACAAGAGAUCCACGAACAAUUGGUCGAAUCGAAUAGAGAGUUGGAGAUGGAUCUGCGCGAGGAAUUGGAGAUGGCACAUGCUGCUACCAGGGAGGCGGUUCGCGAGCGAGAAGCCGCCUUAGAAACAAUAAUGGAUCGAGACACGACGAUCGUGAAGUUCAGAGAGUUGGUGCAAAAAAUGACUGAACAAUACAAUGAAUUGAACAAACAGUUGGACUCUAAACAAGACUCCCCAGCGCCUUCAGAACAAGAGUCGACCCCAGAGCCUGUCUCCAGGUCUUCUCCACCAGUAGAGCUGGGUACCCUCGUCCAGCAGUCCAGGGCUUCCACAAGGUCGAUAGACCUGCAGUUACGAGCCCUGGAGCUGAACCAGGCCAAGGCUAGGGCCACCAUGUUGGCUGCGUGUCUUCCAGAUCACUUUAUGACCAGCGGUGGUGACCAUGACGCCAUCUUGUUCAUACUGCUUCUGCAACGUCUCAACGCUAAAGCCGAAAUCAUUUUAGGACAAAUUAGGGAAAGAUUCCCAGCGGUCAACGUGUGGGACAGAGAGGCUAUAACGAAGACGCACACGGCCGUGCAAUAUAGCUUCCGUUGUCAACUUGAAUAUCAGCUAAUGAUGAUACAGUGCAUGGUGUGCAUGUGGAGCGGCGCGUUAGAGACGUGCUCACCAGAAGUGCUGCUCCGAGCAGCGUCCGCGCUGCCGGACGCGGCCGCGCAGGAGCGCGCGCUCGACGCAGCCGCGCACUUGCUCAAGACGAACGAGCUGGACGAGAACUGCUCGCUGGACGGCAUCGAGCGCUGCUGGACGUACCUGUCGGCCAUGUGGGCGGCGCUCGGCAUGAGCUCAGUGUGCGCGGGCGCGGCGCGCGAGGUGGUCGUGCAGGCGUGCGCUGCGUUAGAUGCAUUAGCACGUGCGUUGCACGCGGACGCGAGCGCGCUCACGCAGAUACUCCAGGCGUCAGAAAGGCAGCUGGAACUGGGCCAGCUGCACGAAGCUAUACAGUCGAGCUGCUCGUCGCUGCAGCAGCAGCUCAAAGCUGUCAGGAGGCGACUACCGCCUGGAGUGAACCUGAACAAUCUGCCUAUUGACUUGCAGCUAGUAGAGCGUCUGCGCGGCGAUAGCGCAGUGGCUCUAUGGCGGUGCGCACGUGCUGCUUCGCUAGCUGCUCGAGCGGCUUGCGCUUGCGCAGCGACCGCCGGGGAGCGGGCUGAUGGGGCACCGCUAGCGCACACAGCACUGGCCGCUAUAUGGACGGCGGCUACGGAUAAGAUUUAUCAGCAAGACGAUCACGGCCCAGUGAAGACAAUUAAGCACGCUCUGUCCGUGGUGUCGGCGGAUGUCGGCAAGUUGGCCGCCUUCACGCAGGACAAGGAGUACGACGUCAUGUCGCUCACCAACGUGGCGCAGGACAAGCCAACGCCACCUAUCGUGUUACGAGCGCAACAUGUUAAGAAACAACUGGAAGAAACGAAAACCCUCACAAUCCGACUCGAGAACAAGGAAGCCGAUAUUAAGGAGCUUAGGAAAGCGCUAAAGGCGAAACAAGAGGAACUAUCAGAGAUGCAAAUACGUAGAGAAUUGGGUGAGAGGAAAUUAACGGCUGCCGCUAGAGAUGCCGAGCUGAAGGCUGAACAGUUGCAGAGGAAACUGGAAGACGCUAACAAUCAGCUUAAGAGAAAAGAGAAAGAGUUCGAAGAGACGAUGGACCACCUGCAACAAGACAUCGACUCGCUGGAGAGCGAACGCGGCGCGCUCAGGGACAAACUGAAGAUGUACGCUAAGAGGGGCGGCACGCAUCACGCCGUGACGCCGCCUGUGCCCACAGUUCGGGACUUUUCACCUGUGGCCCCGACGGCAACAACACAGAAAGAGGAGCCACAAGAAACACCGGUUAAGGUGACACCAGGAGUGGCCACCGGCGAAGUCAAUGAAGCGUUGCAACACCAACUGAAAGUUCUUAGCUGGCGUGUGGAACGCGAACGCUCAGCCCGUAUCGCGGCUUGCGCAAGAGCAGAACGCACGGCAAUACGCAGUUUGCGUCCCCUGCAGCACCCCGCAGCGCCCGCAGCCCGCGCCCGCCGGCAGGCCGCCGCGAGACUCGAGGCCGACCUCGCAGCGCUGCAUACUGAAUGGACGUUAUUCGUGGCACGUUCAGGUCUCGUCAAGUUUCCCGAAGAGCCGGGGAAGUACGCGAAGGCGCUGCAACAGCACAAGGAGAAACAGAGAGAGAUUAGGAGGCAAUUGGAGGAGAGACUAUUCGCGCUUCAAGCCGAAGCCAGAAGUUUGAUAUCCAUCCACCGACCUUGGCGUUGUGUUGAAGCCGACUUCACUGAGUUCCCCGCACCUGAGUUGACAGCGGCACUCACCGGCAAAGCGGUGGACAUUGGUACAAUAAAAUAUCCCGGCAACGCGACCGACAACGACACAAUAUACGUGACUCCAUCGCAAUUGGCCAAUUUACGAGAGUUGGUUGAAGAAUUAAAGUCUGAUGAAGUUCAGUUGGACUUGAAGCCUUUAGACCACACGGUGUGCGCCGCGUAAUAAUAUUUAUAUUAAAAAAAGUAUUUUUUCCAUUAUUCCAAUAUAUUUAAAAUUUGUUUAUUUUAGUAUGAAUGGAAAUUUAUAUAUUUUGUUCAUGAAAUUGUAAGUUGAGAAAUGUUUAUAAUAAUUAUAGAUAAUUAAUUAUGUAGGUAUAAGAAGAAUCUUUUAUUGUAUAAUCGUUUAUUUAUUUUGGCUGCUAUUAGCUUUUUAUUAUUUUAAUAUGACAAUUGUAUGCUUAAGGAAAAUUGGCGCGAAUACUAAUGUUUUUUAUUUUUUUUUUUUCAAUUGACAGAUGUAUAAAAUUAUAAUUUAUAAUCUGUAUUCACUCUAUAGUCUAUGUCAAACGUCAAGUAAGCGCGCGCACACCGCUUUGGUUAUGUCAAAGAAAAGGCCGUCGCAUGCGUGUUACAAUAAUUAUAACAGUACUUAAUAAAAAUGCAUAUUUAUA
Messenger RNA from Colias croceus (clouded yellow), 4589 nucleotides. RefSeq names its product dynactin subunit 1 (gene DCTN1-p150). Lineage: Eukaryota; Metazoa; Arthropoda; Insecta; Lepidoptera; Pieridae. The record is from RefSeq and is a predicted model, not a curated record. The transcript has 32 exons. Bases 194 to 4141 code for a protein of 1315 amino acids. Gene Ontology annotation, biological process: nuclear migration; establishment of mitotic spindle orientation. Gene Ontology annotation, cellular component: spindle pole; kinetochore; microtubule associated complex.